Zingiber officinale is the source of this 3875-nucleotide messenger RNA. Its product is annotated as pseudo histidine-containing phosphotransfer protein 2-like. Gene Ontology annotation, cellular component: cytoplasm; nucleus. Lineage: Eukaryota; Viridiplantae; Streptophyta; Magnoliopsida; Zingiberales; Zingiberaceae. Gene Ontology annotation, molecular function: histidine phosphotransfer kinase activity; protein histidine kinase binding. Gene Ontology annotation, biological process: phosphorylation; cytokinin-activated signaling pathway; phosphorelay signal transduction system. The transcript is spliced from 6 exons. Bases 3182 to 3637 code for a protein of 151 amino acids. The record is from RefSeq and is a predicted model, not a curated record.
UUCAUUCUUCUUCCUCCACCUCUGCCGACAACUUACUUGAGCGUCGGUGUGGCUGUGCUGAGGAACCCUUGACCAUCACUUUAACCUUCUUUCUUUCAUCUUCUUCUAACCAGGAUCCAACGGAUCUCUCCGUCAAUUCUCAUUGUGACUAGGCUAUUGACGACCAAUUUGGCAUCCACGUCAACUUACCGGUGGUUCAUUCAUUGGCGUUCUAGAGCAGGAUCAUCUACCAUGAUAAAUUACACAAUGAAGGGAAGUCACUUGUGCCACUUCCAUCAAUGAUCUUCAUGCACGUUUUUUAUGGUUAUUUUCUAUUUCAUUUGGCAUCCUUACGAAUCUUUCACUCCGUCUGCUGUGCGUGUUCUUUUGUGGAUUAGAGUUAAAUAGGAACGAAAUUCCAAGGUGAAAGUUCUAUCCGCUUUGAAUGAUGCACAAGGGAUACGUGGCCACGAGCAGAACCGAUGAUAUCUUAAGAUUCCCUUGGAAAGCUCAGUAACACUGCAGCCAUAAAGCUAAACCUGAAAGUUCCAAUUAUUGAUUUGUCGCUUACAGAACAAAAAUAUGAAUAUGUUGAUAAGGAUGCUUUUGAUGACACUGUGCAUUUAUAAAAAUUUAUUCCGAUAUUUGUUUAGUCAGGGUUAAAUGCAUUGUAUUUGCGAAAAAGGAAAUAUGGAACCUUUGAUUCUUGAUAAAGAUAGUUGAGGUAGAUAAGUUCACUUACAUUCAACACUGUGUCUAUAUAGAGUUAUCUUUAUCCUGCCUCAGAUAAAGUCACAAUUGCUAUCAUCCAUUCAUCUUUUAUUGCUGUGAAAUAUCUAUCUGACACUCUUCCAGAUUUUCUGCUAGAGUUUGGCAAUUUUUAUUUUUCUAAUUGACUAUUAGGAAAAUGCAAGCAAAUUGAAGGAAGAAGCAGCUUCAUUCAUCAGAGAACACAUUACUUUUCUUAAUCAUUGAAAUUCAGAAUUAUUAAGUGAGCAUGUUGGCAUACACCAUCGUUUGCAUUUCCAUUAUCUUUCUUCUAGUUGUUCGGAAAGUAUGAAAGAAAUAAGAUCCGUUAAGAUGAUGCUAUGUUCUAUUCAUUUUGAAAGUGACCCAUGAUGAGGCCUAAGUUUUCGGGAUUAUCUCUUCCAUUGAAAUAACAAAAAUGUAUCAAAAUAACUUGCUACCCUCUACAUUCGAUUUUUUUUUUUUUUGUAUGCUUAGUAUUAUGGGAGUUAGAAGGGGAGCUUUGAGAUAAUAGUAAAAUUGUUAUCGUAUGAUUUUAUAGUCAUGGAUUCGAGUUAUAGAAAUAACAUCUUGUAAUAGACUAUGCACAAUAAAUCUAAUGUGAUUCAUGCACCGGACUACCCUUUUUUUAACACUAUGGGAACUAGAUGCAUUUCUCUUGUUGGAUCAUUAAUUAGAGAGUUCUCUUGCUGUUAUUGAAUUGAUAUUUCCAAUUUUUCUCUCCAAUAUAUUGUUAGUUUAUUUAUCAUUUUUAGGGUAAAACACAAGCUUGGAUUGCUUGAAAUUUCAUAAGGGCUACGGUGAGGUUGAUUUUUUUGCAGGUAAUCAAAAUUUUCUUGAGAAAAUUAACCAAUUUUUUUUGGCAGCAUUUGAAUGUUGAUGUUGCAAUAUACAGAACCUAUGACACCUCUCUGGGACCUUGCAGUCUCUCCUUCUUUUUAUUCCUUUUGGAGGUAAUUUUUCACGCAAUUCUCAUUUUCAUGGUUGUUGGUGUUUGUGCUUAGAGCCGACUGUUCUUCCAUGGAAAAUUUUGCUGGAGCUGAUCUUGCCACCUUACAACAAUGUAUCGUUCAAGGUCAUCCAAUGGCUGUACUUCAGAAUAAGUUCUAAUCAUUAUGAUUCAUUUAGCUGAGAAUUUUACUUUUUUGCAAUAGUGCUGAACUUAGAUUCUGUCAUCAACAUUGGACAAUGAUGUAGGGAAAGAAUCGACAUCGUCGAACCAAUUAUUUAUUGCAUUCCAGAACUUUUACUCCUUUAGCAAAGUAGUGGAUGAACCAAGCACUCUAAAGAUAUCAAAACAGGGCACCAGGCUCUCAGACACAUUGCAACAUCCUACUACUAUUGGAUAUGGAAUAAAGAUAGCAUAUGAAGUGUCUAUUCUUAUUCUCAUCUUUUCUUUUCUACGUGCUUCAUAGAAUAAAAAUCCAAGAAAAUAACUUGUUUUUAUUCAAUUUCCUGCUUCAAAUCUUACAAGUGCCGUUUCUGUUUAGGCUAAAAUUUCUUCUGUAGUUGAUUCAGAUCAUACAAACGCGAACUGUGGACGGUUAUUCAGCAACUAAUAUACUGAACUUUAUUAACGCAAGUAGUGCCUCAUUGAUUCAAGUUGUUGCGUCAUGAUGUUACUAACAAUUUCCAUUACAGUCUAGGUCGAGCAUAAGUUGUUAAAGAAGUAGCUUACUGUGUGUCAGUGGGAAUCUCAUGUCCAUGCUCGUAUUUAUCAUCAUGAAUAAGGUUUUCAAGUGUCUUAUACUUUGAUUAGAAUGAGAGAGUAUCAAGUGGAAAAGUAUGUUGGGAUUGUAUUUUCCCCUUUGGAUCUUAUGAACAUGUAAAGUCCGGAACAAGAUGAAAAAAGGACUCCCAAUGCCAGUCAAUUUCGAACAAAAAAAAAAAGAUUGAGAGUUGCUUUAACCCUUGACAUCAUCAUCAACAAUGGCAAUCUUAGUUAACUGAGAUUCAAAAUUUACUACUGUUGUCUGUGAGUAUAUAUAAGUUUGAGACUAAUCUGUAGCUAAAGAUAAAAUAAUUCGGCAUGGCUAUGGAAAAAGACAUUCUUAUUCUUCAUUUUGUUAGCUAUUGAGGAUGUUAAUGAAUAGAUGAGAUGACCUUUAUUAACUGUUGGAUUGCUAUUACUUUUUCUCUAUAAACAACCACACCGUUGCUAGUUUCAAAAUCUAGUAGCUGUUGUUGUCGCCUAUCUUAAUCAUUCCACUAUCUCUCCAAGGCUAAACAGAAUACUGCCCUGAAUCGGACUUGAUUGUGUAAUCCCAGUUUUAAUUGAACAACAACACUAUGACCCAGCUGAGCGCUGCCAUUCCUGGUGAUUAUGUCACAUAUACAAGUCCUUUUCCUCCUCUAUAAAUAGCAACCUAUUGUGGCUCUUAUAACUCAUCAGCACCAGUUCCUAUUUUGAACCCCUCGCUCCAUUUUAUACUUUUGUCACUUAACUUGGUCACAGAUGGAAUACUCUACCUUGUACAACCAGAUUGCCAUGAUGAAGAAGAGUUUCUUUGAUCAGGGUUUCCUGGAUGAACAAUUUUAUCAGAUAGAAGAUCUGCAAGAUGAUGCUAGCCCUAAUUUUGUGGAGGAGGUUGUCACGUUGUUCUUCAGGGACUCAUCGAGAUUGAUCACCAACAUUGAUCAAGCCCUUGGUAAGCUUCCCCAAGAUUUUGGACGGCUGGACUCACUCAUGCACCAACUAAAGGGUAGUGCUUCCAGCAUCGGUGCUGCCAAACUGAAGAACGAGUGUACUGUUUUCAGAGAUUUCUGUCAUAAAGAAAACAUUGAAGGAUGCUUAAGACAAUUCCAAAAGGUAAAGAAGGAGCACGCAAGCCUGAGACAGAAGCUAGAGAACUAUUUCCAGUUGCUCAGGCAAGUUGGUCCUGUCGAGAAAGCUAACCGAUCCGGCAAAUAAUCAAGAGGGUGGAGAUGGAGAUUGCACAUGACAGUAUGAGUCCAUGAUAAUGCAAGUCUCAAUAUGUUUAAGCUUAGGUUGCACUCUUAUGAGUUUAAGCAAUGUUAUUAUUAGAGACAAGUUCACUUGUAAAAGCUAUAUGAUAGACUCAUUGAGGUAGCUGCUAUCUCAACUGUAUUGCUAUAAUUUUGUGCAAGGCUUUAGUCGCGAUGUUGGGACGAUUUCGGUGUUUUGAUAA